CAGAAAACAGGCAGACAGGAGCAGUGUGUCUCUGUUGUAGCUGCCAAAGACCAGAGUUCUGGGGAAGCAUUCCAAUUUUGGAGACUUAAUAACAGAAGAGAGUAUAAAAAAUGGUUAUCUAGGCAAGAGAAAACUGGCCCAGGAGAUGUACUGGAGAAAGGUGAAAAGAUUGUUUUCUGAAGGCUACAUUGGAGGCUGUGACAGAUCGGAGAGCUCGAGUGGAACUGAUGGGGAGGCUUUCUGAAUAACAUGGCCCUUCGCCAUUAGCCUUGCCAUGACCACAUUUUUCACCAGCGUCCCUCCCUGGAUUCAAGAUGCAAAGCAGGAGGAGGAAGUGGGCUGGACACUAGUUCCCAGGCCUCGGGGCCGGGAGGCAGAGAGUCAAGUGAAGUGCCAAUGUGAAAUCUCUGGGACAUCGUUCUCAAAUGGGGAGAAGCUGAGGCCUCACAGCCUCCCCCAUCCAGAGCAGAAACCAUAUAGCUGUCCUCAGCUGCACUGUGGCAAGGCUUUUGCUUCCAAGUAUAAGCUGUAUAGGCACAUGGCCACCCACUCGGCCCAGAAACCCCACCAGUGCAUGUACUGUGAUAAGAUGUUUCACCGCAAGGACCAUCUGCGCAACCACUUGCAGACCCAUGACCCGAACAAAGAGGCCCUCCACUGCUCCGAGUGUGGUAAGAAUUAUAAUACGAAGCUGGGCUACCGUCGCCACCUGGCUAUGCAUGCUGCCAGCAGCGGUGACCUCAGCUGCAAGGUGUGCCUGCAGACCUUUGAGAGUACCCAGGCCUUGCUAGAGCACCUGAAAGCCCACUCGCGCCGGGUAGCAGGUGGUGCCAAGGAAAAGAAGCACCCCUGUGACCACUGUGACCGGCGGUUCUAUACUCGUAAAGAUGUGCGGCGGCACCUGGUGGUGCACACAGGCCGCAAGGACUUUCUGUGCCAGUACUGUGCCCAGCGGUUUGGCCGCAAGGACCACCUGACGCGUCAUGUUAAGAAGAGCCACUCUCAGGAGCUGCUCAAGAUCAAGACAGAGCCAGUGGACAUGUUAGGCCUACUCAGCUGUAGCUCCACAGUCAGCGUGAAGGAAGAGUUGAGCCCUGUGCUGUGCAUGGCCUCUCGGGACGUGAUGGGGGCCAAGGCUUUUCCUGGCAUGUUGCCCAUGGGCAUGUAUGGUGCCCACAUCCCUACCAUGCCCAGCACGGGCAUGCCACACUCCCUAGUACACAACACGCUGCCCAUGGGUAUGAGCUACCCUCUGGAAUCCUCACCUAUCUCUUCUCCACCUCAGCUCCCUCCAAAAUACCAGCUUGGAUCUACCUCAUACUUGCCCGACAAAUUGCCCAAAGUGGAGGUGGAUAGUUUUCUGGCAGAGCUUCCUGGGAGCCUGUCUCUCUCAUCCGCUGAACCCCAGCCCGCCUCACCUCAGCCGGCGGCAGCUGCGGCCCUUCUAGAUGAAGCACUGCUCACCAAGAGCCCCGCCAACCUCUCUGAGGCCCUCUGCGCUGCUAAUGUGGACUUUUCUCACUUACUAGGCUUUCUUCCACUCAAUCUGCCUCCAUGUAACCCACCUGGGGCCACAGGAGGCCUGGUCAUGGGCUACUCGCAGGCUGAAGCACAGCCCCUGCUCACCACUUUGCAAGCUCAGCCUCAAGAUUCCCCAGGAGCUGGGGGACCACUGAACUUCGGGCCUCUGCACUCCUUGCCUCCUGUCUUCACUUCUGGCCUGAGUACUACCACCCUGCCUCGUUUCCACCAAGCAUUCCAGUAGCCCCCACAGAGGUCCUUAACUCAGUCUUUGGUCUAUCACAGAGCCUGAGUACCCUCCCUGUCCACCUCCCUGACAAAGGCAGCUGAGCUUUCAGAGCUGGGUUCAAAAAGCAAAAAUUCCAGUGUCUGUAUGGAGCACUUGGUUUGAGGGUUUGGGCUCCAGGAUUGAUUCCAGGGGGAGCCUUGAGCCUCAGCGCUGUGGAAGAUCUAUCAUAGGACUUUCAGGUAUUUUUACUUCUUUUUUUUUUUUUUAAAUCUGAAUUGGGAGCCACACUUAGCCUUCUCCUUCUCCAAAGUAUCAGAACCUCCUCUUUGAAGGAGGGGGAGGCCUCUUGGAGACGCAGAGGGUUCACCUUGGAUGACCUCAAGAGAAAUCGCAGAAGAAGCCUGUUGUCUGUCCUAGCCUUCAGGAACCCACAGCAUAGUUGGUCAGGCCCUGCUGUGGAAGGUCACUUGGCUCCAUCACCUGCUUCCGAGCAGCAAAAAGGAGAGAAGGCUUCUAUUCUUCCCGACCAUCCCCAUCCCCGCUCUACCAACAGCUCUGUUUUCAGUCAGUGUUGUCCAGCAACGGUACCGUUUACACAUUCGUCUCAGACACACCAUUUCACCUCCCUUGCCAUGUUGUUAGCCUUAGAGUGAUUGCAUUGAACACUGUUUACACACCGUGAAUCCAUUCCCACCAGUCCAUUUCAGUUGGCACCAGCCAGAACCACUUGGUACCUGGUGUUAACUGGAGCCCUGUUUACAAGGCGGAGUCGGGUCUUGCUGACUUCUCUUCACUUGAGGUCACAUUUUUCCCCCGUGGGGAAAUAAACUGACUUUUGGACUGCUUCAGUUUCUGCCAUCUUCAUGACUGCAUCUGUUCCUGCCUUUGUUGGCAGUGUCCACAGGAGACAGGCAAGAAGAUUGGAGCAGCUUUCUCACAGGUCUGUUUUCUCCAAGUCCAUCAUGACCCCCUCAUCACUCUUGAACUGGAGAGGGGAAGAAAUGAAAGGCAUGCCCAUAUUGCUCACCUCCCAUUCCUUAACUCCCACUCAGAAUAUUAUGAGCUGUUGUUAUUUGUCUUGGAAGGAGGGACUCUGGGUUUUAGGCUGGUGGGAACAGCAGAGAGGGAAGGAGCCCCUCAUUUGUCUCCGUCCUGCCUGCCCCUUUUUCAUGAAGUUGUGGAAUUAUUAGCAGGUGUUUUCAGAAAUCUAGGACUGGGCAGAUAGUUGAGUCCUAAUCAAUCUAAUCAUUGUUGUCUCCAUACCAAAAAUUUUCUUAUCCACAGUGUCCCUUCAUCUCCUUCACUUUGCAGUCCUUGUGGACAUGGCCACUGUGCAUAGGCUUCUAAGAACUUCUACCUUCUCAUGAUUCCCCUCAGUUUUGACUCUACUAUCUAACAGCAUUUUUUGCAAGAAGUGAUUAGUUCUCUUGACUUAUAGGGCUCCAUGGCACAGUGUAGCCCUUACCCAGAACCCAGCCAGACCCCAAAGCCUGCUUCAUCUCAGUUCCGAAUGGGCUCUUCCCACGCAUGGAAGGAGGCAGCUCAGGGACCACUACUGUGGGACCCUCCUGAGAUACCUCCUCUGUGAUUCAGAAACACACUUCUACCUCUUUACUGUUAACUUGUACAGAUGCAUCCAGCAGUUUCUGGGCACUUCUGUCAGUGGUGCCUCAUGCUGGCCUCUCCACUAGGGUUUUAGGACAAACUACCUAGGAACUGCCUCACCCACCCUCUUACCAGGCCUCCCAUCUCCCGCUGUCUGUAGACUCAUUUCCAUGUAUCGUCAGGAAUUGAGCAGGUCAAGACCUAGGCUUCUGCUUUAGUGCAAGCAUCCUUAUUUGAGGUGAAAGCCUUAAGAAUUAGCUCCCUGGCCCUUGAUUGGAGGCAAUGCAGAGUAAAUACUUAACUGUUUUGAUUUAGGCAAGGUAGCUUGGGAUAUUUUUUCAAAAGCAAAACCAGAUAUAAAAAUGUCUGGCAAGGUUAACAUCAGUCUAGAUGAUUUGCUUCUAAAUAUUAGUUUCAUUGAGUCCCAGGGACUAAUUAAGUUUGUUUUUAAAAAAGUGUAAAACUGUCUACCUUGGUACACAGCCACCUCCUGCAUGCUGUGCAUGUUUUUGGGACGCGUAUUAUAG
This is a messenger RNA of Fukomys damarensis (Damara mole-rat), 3882 nucleotides long. It is a transcript of the gene Plagl2, whose product is annotated as PLAG1 like zinc finger 2. NCBI's taxonomy places the organism in Eukaryota, Metazoa, Chordata, Mammalia, Rodentia, Bathyergidae. Gene Ontology annotation, molecular function: DNA-binding transcription activator activity, RNA polymerase II-specific. The record is from RefSeq and is a predicted model, not a curated record. Bases 275 to 1765 code for a protein of 496 amino acids. The transcript has 3 exons.